Molecule: messenger RNA, 1185 nt
Organism: Seminavis robusta
Lineage: Eukaryota; Bacillariophyta; Bacillariophyceae; Naviculales; Naviculaceae
Source: the annotation of a GenBank genome assembly
AUGGCGGCACAAGUAACAGGUCGGUUUGCAGCCUCAACAACGAGGAUAUCUCUCUCAUUGCCACUUGCUUUUAUCAGGCAUAGAGCAAGAUGUCACCAACGACGAGAAACGAUCUGGAAAUCAUCCCUGGCGUCACCUUCCGAUAAUCAAUUUGGUGACGAUCGAUUGUGGAUCCUGGGAUCUGGUUCCAUUGGACUAUUCCUGGCAGCCUCCAUUCACAUGGCACACCCUCAAUACCCUCUUUCUAUCUUAUUGAGAGAUCAUCACGCAGAUAACCUUAUUCGGAAGGAUCACAAUGAAGCUCACAUCAAAGUUCUUUUGGAACAACCAUCGUCUGAUUGCCAUAAGCCUAGAUCUGCAGUGCCAGUACCUGCCAACCUGAUCACGUCCCUGCACGAGGAUCCUGCCGUUACAAUAAGAGCACUGGUACUUUCCACCAAGGCUUUUCAUGCAGUGUCCGCAUUGCAAUCGAUUCACACCCAUCUAGCAGCCGACGCUCGCAUUGUGGUCUUUUGCAAUGGAGCCUUGGCCGUGAGGGACGAGCUGGAAAAAGCUUUUCCCUCCGAAAUCCACUGGAACACCGAAUUAUCAUCCAUCACUCAUGGAGCUUACCAAAACAUCAAACACAGAGGAAGCGACAGAUGCUAUCACGUUGUUCAUGCAGGUGUUGGAAAGAUCUUUUUGGUACACCCUCAUCCAGGAGGCGACCACGACCUACUAGCACCGGGGAUGCUCAAUCAGGCAGGCUUGAACUGCCAAGUCCUCGCCAGCCCCCAACAAAUGGAGUCUAUUUUAUGGUACAAACUGGCGGCCAACUGUGUUUGCAAUCCUAUCACUGCCAUUCAUCAGUGUACCAAUGGAGCCAUGAAAGAUUUCGUACCGGACUUGGACAAGGUGAUUGCCGAUGUAGUAAGGGAAGUUUGCGAGGUUCAGCAUGCCAUUGCUUCCGCUACAGGGCAAUCCCUGCAGUUGGACCCUCUGCUUGUCACAACCUUUGUCCAUCAAGUCAUUGCAGACAAUUUCGAGAAUCGCACGUCGAUGCAACAGGACGUCUGGCAUAAACGGCAGACCGAGAUUGACUUCCUCAAUGGGUACAUUGUCAGGGCAGGGGAUUUACAUGGCAUUGCGUGCCCAACGAAUCUUGAGCUGCGGGAGCAACUCUUGCAAUUGGAGGCCAACUUUUAA